Molecule: messenger RNA, 947 nt
Organism: Cyphomyrmex costatus
Lineage: Eukaryota; Metazoa; Arthropoda; Insecta; Hymenoptera; Formicidae
Exons: 3
Coding region: 1-888 (295 amino acids)
Biological process (GO): regulation of transcription by RNA polymerase II
Cellular component (GO): transcription regulator complex; nucleus
Molecular function (GO): DNA binding
Source: RefSeq, a predicted model, not a curated record
AUGAUAAUCAUGAGGGACGAAGUGAAGAUGGACGCGAACCGGCUGAUCGCCGAGGUCUACAAGCGGCCGGCGCUCUGGAAUCAGAGGCACAUCUCCUACCAUAAUCGCGAGGUGACCAACCGCGUCUGGAUGGAGAUCGCAGCGAUAUUCAAUUUGCCCAAACCGAUGCUGAAGGCAAAGUGGAAGGGCCUGCGCGAUACGUUCCGUGCUGAAUUAAAGAAGGAUCAGGUGUACCGCAAGAGCAAGUUUCACCGGAAUCGGCCGGUAUGGAUACACUUCAAAAGUUUGCAAUUCCUCAAGGAGCAGAUGCUGCCGCGGCCGCCGAUCUGGGAACGUAGCAUUCCGAAAACAGAAGACGAGCUGCAGCCAAGUGAGGGCGAAGGCGAGAACGGUAUGCUGACUUCAAGCAUGGACGGCGGCCUCGACGAUCGAGAUGCGAUCGCCGAUCAUCUGUUGUCGAUGGCUGGCGAUGGUAACAUCGGCCAUCACCAUCACCAUCAUCACCGACACCACCAUCAGCAUAAGUUGGACGGCAGCGGUGACGGUCGACGUGGCACAGUGGACGUAAAGCGCGAACCCGAAGAAAGCUUCGACAACUUGGAGUUCCAAAACGUCACCGACAACUUGGCGGAAAACGAGAUGAUGUUGCAGAACAUCUCGCCUGAGCAAGUCCUGAUGAGUGACAGUGACACCGGUCUCGCAGGCGUUGAUCCACUCGAGGGCAGCUGUCGUUUUGACGACAAUUACUACUUCCUGAUGAGCCUACUACCGCAUAUCCGUACCCUGCCGGCCGACCGCAGGAUGCUGCUCAGGAUGCAGAUGCAGGAGCUCGUUUACAAGGAGGUCUACAAUAAGGCAGCCGAUGACGAACCAAUGGCAAAGACUUAAUUGAUGUUGUUGUGCUAAGUUAAACUCUUAAGACCUCCUUUUUCUCGCUGUAAUUAUAU